AUCACAAUUACUUUGUUUGAGAGCUUACAGCCAACAUCAUGGGUGAUCGCUUAACACAACUUCAAGAUGCUGUAGAUCAGCUGGCCACACAGUUCGUGGCAUGUCUUCACUAUGUCAACAGGCGACAUGACCUUGAAACACUUGGUCCUAAUGACAAGAUUCGUGAAGUGAAAGAUGCUCCAAAAGAAGUUGAUUCACUCCCUCCUGACGACUUUCGAGCUGGUAUGGUAGAGUUGUCACAAGAUCUCGUUCUCAAAGAGCAGCAAAUUGAGGUCCUCAUCUCAUCUCUCCCCGGUUUAGACAACAGUGAAAUGGAUCAGGAGAGAUACAUCAAAGAGCUUGAAGAGGAUCUGAAGAUUGCUGAGGCCCAACGCCAAGAAGCAAUCAAGGAGAAAGAUCAGAUUUUGUCUGAGCUUGACAGUGUUAUUCGCAGCAUCCGACGACCUUGAGUACGGUUUCAGUUUUUUUUGCCACGUUUAUUGAUGCGCAGCGCGGAGUUCAGGGUACGAAUAACCAAAUGGAAGGCUGGUAGCCCAUUUAAAGGAGCAUU
This is a messenger RNA of Fusarium redolens, 550 nucleotides long. Its product is annotated as mediator complex, subunit Med21. The transcript is spliced from 3 exons. Bases 39 to 449 code for a protein of 136 amino acids. Gene Ontology annotation, cellular component: mediator complex. Gene Ontology annotation, biological process: regulation of transcription by RNA polymerase II. Gene Ontology annotation, molecular function: transcription coregulator activity. The record is from RefSeq and is a predicted model, not a curated record. Lineage: Eukaryota; Fungi; Ascomycota; Sordariomycetes; Hypocreales; Nectriaceae.